AUGGCAUCAAAUUUCGAUAGAUGGGAAAAAGAUCCCUAUUUUUCUGCUGCUGAAGAGGUUCAGGAAUCGACCGACAGGAUGGAAUCAACUUAUAGAACUUGGAUUCAUGCAAGAAAGGACACCUCUGGGGCUUGGAAUGCGGUUGAACUCAAAAGAGAUCUCCAAACAGCCCUUGGCACCGCUAAAUGGCAGUUGGAGCAAUUUGAGCACGCUGUUAGGUCGAGUUAUACUAGUUUGAAUUCAGCUAAUGAUGCAAAAGAAAGGCAUGGAGAUUUCAUAAUUGCUAUAGAGAGUCAGUUGUCAAAGGUUGAAAGCUCUUUAAAAGAAAUGGCAGUCUCUCAGGGCAAACCACCAUUGCCCUGGCUGCAAUUAGAUGAAGGAGAACACAAAGAGCUUGCGCUGUUUCUUUCAGGACCAUCAUCAACUUUCACAGAUAAAAUCUCCAAAAAGGUUCAUGGCCGAGUAUCAGAAAACUCAGAAGGGACUGGUAAACAGUCAAUGCCAGAGUGCAUGAGUUCGUCUCACUUGGUGGCAUUGAGUCAGGUGGAGUCUAAGGAAGAGAAGUUACAGCAACAUCGGAGGACAGCUAGUGCUGGUGCUGACAUUGGUUCCUGGAAGAUUGCAGUUGCUGAUGAUUCUUUACCUCAUAGUUCAUCCAAUCUAAAACCUGAUCCGCCGCCUAGAAAGAUACCCAGUUUUUCAGGAUUUUUAAAUACCAUGGAAUCCUCUAUGUCUCAUUUGAAGUGGUCAAAGAAUGGAUACAGGAAGUUAAAGAUUUCGGACUGCCAUGAAGAAGCUGAUACAAUGUUACCUCGAUCUCAAAAUUUGACCAAAAAUAUCAAAGCAGUCUGUGAAAGGAAUAAAAGUUGCCUUGAUGGAUGUGAUGAUUAUGAGAAGCAACUGUAUGGUUGGUCUGGUACCAUCCAGAGACUACUUCGGAGGUCCCAAUAUCAUAUGCAGUACAGUCGAUCCGUUCAAAUCAUUUUCUCCAUUAUUCUCCUCCUCUGCUUGAUUGUUUUUGGCACUGCGUGCAGUCUGAGGAGGAGCUAA
Fraxinus pennsylvanica is the source of this 1050-nucleotide messenger RNA. Lineage: Eukaryota; Viridiplantae; Streptophyta; Magnoliopsida; Lamiales; Oleaceae. The record is from the annotation of a GenBank genome assembly.